UGUCAAUAUUUUUCUUCUCUCGCGACGGACGGACGGAUUGUUUUUUGUUCGAUUUCACUCGCGAGUGAAAAAAUGGUGACGAAAGUCUGUGAAUUACUUUGUUUUUAAUGAUCCGUGACCCCGAAAAAAAUAUUCGACGAUUGUACAAAGUGCUAGCAAAUACAUACGAGUGGUCGUCGCGAAAUCCGAUAUCGUCACGGGUAAAAGUGUGGAUCAGUGAAUCUUCCUGUACCGAGGCAAAAAAAAAAAUCACCCAUUUUGGUAAGUGCAACAAAGUGAAUCGAAGGAAGCAAAACGAAUACUGCACGGUGGUGAGGUAGUGAAUGGCACUGAAUGCGUAGCUCGAUAAAAGUUGAAAUUUUGUGCUCGCAUCUUUAAAGUGAAUAAGGAAAACUGAAGCUGAAUGAGGAUUUCGUCCCAUUUCUGUGGAUGUCGAUGAAUCGAGGAAGAAUCCACUGACUGCGGAUAGAGUGAUCUUCGACUACUAAUGUAAUAUUAUGGUAUCACGGUUCGAACGCCUAAUGGGGUGCUCCUCUAUCCCGAUAGGAGAGACCCUGCCUGAGAGCAACCCACAGUGCUCAGGCCGGGGUGAUUGUCUUAACGGAACCUGUCUCUGCGAGAUUCGCUACAGUGGCGAUGAGUGCUCGGGCUUCAAUUUGCCCUACCAUGCGGGCAUUUCCUCUGUUUUCUACUUUGUCGCUUUCAUCUCAGUGGUACAGCUGAUGAUCUGUAUCAUUGCCGAAUAUCAGAGGCUCAAACAACCAAGUUUUUUGCGAGCCUGCCGAUUGACAACACAAAAAUUACUCUACUUCUUUGUAUUUAUUGCAUCUGUACUGCGGGGAGCGUACUUUACUACGCCGGAAACGCUGCAACCAGCAUGGGUAUCUUAUCUGAUGUCUGCGUAUUACCCGCUUUUGAUGACCUGUGCAUCGUUGGUCGUAUGCCUGUGGGCCGAGAUUUUCCACCUACGUGACAUCCGCUGGGAGCGCUCCCAGUUUCUGUCCAAAAGCUUCCUCGGCUUCCUGGCGUUCAAUCUUCUGCCGUACACCUUAUUUUUCGCGGAGAUCGCCUACACGCGUCUGUUCUCUGGACGGAAUACGCACUUUUUCAACGGAUGUUAUGCGGCCCUGCUCCUCAUUGUGGUCAUCUUCUUCCUGAUCUACGGCGUGGAGGUGUUUUUCAAGGUCCGGGGUGGUUUUGUGUACGAUUUCGGGACCGUUCCAAACAGCGAAAAUGUCAACGCUUCCCAGCUGCACCAGUCACGCUUCGGGCUGUUGAGCCAGGCGAUAAUGCUCAUUGUCAUAAUAGGUUUCCUCACGUCGGAAACGUUGGGCGACUUCUGGAAGAAAAAAGUUCCAGUAUACUCACGCAACUGGCACGACAUUGUAUUCCGUUUAGCCGAGGUAGGUGUUGCUCUGUGGUUCCCCUGCUGUCUAUGGAACUCCAUGGCACCGGAACAGUUAUGGAUUCUAAAUCCACGCAAACUCCUUACGCGCCAAAUAGAUCCGGUUGCGGCCGGUGCCGGCAGUUCCAAGGAACCGGAGGCUUCCACUUCGAAUGCCGAAGAGGGACAAUCGUUCCUCGCCAAAAAAGACUGCUGGAUCUGCUACGACGGCGAGAAGCAAGAACCGUUGAUUCAGCCGUGCAAGUGCACCGGUGACGUCAGCUCCGUGCAUCAUGAGUGCUUGCGGCGCUGGCUGGUGGAGAGUUGUGCCAAUUCCGAUACCGUACUAAAAUGUAAAGUGUGCGAAUCGCCCUACGAGAUCGAAAGAUCGAAUCGUCUGGACUGGGAGAAAGGCUUCACUAUUCAGCACUGGGCCAAGACGAUCAUCAUUGUGACGCUGAUGUGCAUAACAGGCGCGGGCGCAUGGGUAAUCAUUCAGCUCAACGAGGAUUCGUUCGUCCGGGUGCUAGUGGCUGGGUUUGCCAUCAUCAUCGGCUACAUCCUGUUCAAGAUGCUUGGCGAGAACACCGUAACGGCGAUCGAGCGCGCCAAGGUGAGUUCGAUCAACAUCGUUACCUCGUCGAGUGAUCUGAACAACAGCGAAGUGCACGAAAAGCUCAACACUAUUUGUCAGGAUGUGGAAUGCAAGUAAGUAGAGGACGAAUUAUCUACUCACCAAACAACAACAAAAAUAAAAAAAACUGUGACUGAACCGUAGGCGAAGUAAAGGGUGAAGACGGUAUGAUUUGAAUAUGGUUCUUUAGGUUUAAUGAGAAUGUGUUUUAGUCGAUAUGAUGGUAUCGUGUAAGUUGUUUUAGUAGCCUGUGGAAGGCGGAUUCAAGCCACACACAAAAAAUGGAAGCAUAUUUAAUGAAAGGCCCCAAAAUACCUGAGAUUUAUUUUACGCAGUGCCGAUCGAGCUCCCGAGAAUUUUCGAACAAAUAUAGCUUUUUAUAUAUUUACUUUUACAACCAUGUAGCCUCGAGUAAGGUCGCAGAGAUACAAAUCUCAUAAAUCCAAGUAUCAGCGUUCAAAACACCCCACAUUAUUUACAUAAAUAAUGCAUUUAUCUGUAUCCUAAACGUACAGGUCAUAUUAUUUGAUAACCCCGCUGUGAAAUUAUUAAACCUCAUCUGCGAUCUAUUUCGAGAAAUAUCGGUAAAAAAUAUUUAAUAUUUUCCAUUUCUACAUACGUUUUUAGUUGAAUCCCUUUCUUUGUGUUAUAGUUGAUAUUAUUAUUUCUUAUAAUGUAGCUUUAUUGAUUAGCAAACAAAUUGCGAUACUUAUGAAACAAUUACGCGUUUGAACCGUACUAAUUCUGAAAUAUUUUAUUUUUUAUUAUACGCGUUAUUUGCAUACAAAUUAUUCGAGCAAGUUAGUUAACAGAUGUAAGCAAAACGAAUACAAUUAUCUUAUCCAUCUAAGAUUAGUAAAGAAGUGAUUGGAUCGAUUUCCUUCCGUGUGACCUUAUUGCGGAUGAAACCUCAAACAACCUAAUCGGUAAACGAGUAGGGUUUAAAUCAUGAUCCAGCCGAGAGGGACUGAGAGUUUGAGUUUGUUUUAAGUAGUUGUUUUUAAAUGAGUAAUAGUUGGAUAUUGAUAGUCGGCAAUAAGUUCAUUGCCGUGAGCAUAGCAUAGUAUGCUUGCAUAGCUUUAGCUAAAUGAAGGAAGAAAAUGUUGCGAAAGUUAAACUAAAAUAACCAAAACGUAUAGAUAUUGCACCGGAGCAUAUAAUCAUUUAUGUUAAAUUAGAAAAGUGAAAUAAUUCAAUUUUUCUUAUUAUUUUCAGAAAUUUUAUAAGUAGGUGAAUUUACUAUCUCUCAACCAAUACACUUUUACACAUUCACUUUUCGGAAAUAGAAAGAAAAUAGAUAAUAUUUCGGCCAAAAUAACCCGUGUGUGAUCUCAAAGCAUUUUGGAGUGAUUCGAUUUUGAUCAAUUAGGAACCGGAAGGAAAUCGAUAUUUGAAUAACGUUUUUAAUGCAGUAGUUAAAAUCGUGCAUGAGUUUUUCGUAAACUACAUGCAACAACGGACUGUUUCUAAUUAAAAAAAAAGUGUAGCACAAAAGUGAACAUUUUGAAGUUUUUUUUUACUUGCAAGCCGAAAUUAAUUCAACUGCGCACGUUUGUGAUGGUUUUAGUUUUAGUUUGCAGAAAAAUAUAAGUAGUGCGGCAGUGGAUUCGGUUUGCUGAAGCUUGUUUUGAGUUGAUUGCUGCUAUUUCAUGAUCUAAAUUCUGUUAGGUUAUCAAAAUACAAGCGAAUACGGUCCGAAACGUCUAGCAUUUGAGUCUGUAAGUCGACAUGAGGAAAUUCUAACGAAUACAUUUUCCUGUAUCUUUUGAUCAUUGAAUGAGAAGAAUACAUACACUUUUACCUUAAAACAGGUUAAAUAAUGGACAAUUUGAAUGUAAAAACCUUGAAUCGAAAUAACAAAAAUAUAAAAGAACAUGUUUUGAAUUAUGUC
Messenger RNA from Armigeres subalbatus, 3909 nucleotides. RefSeq lists its product as uncharacterized. The transcript has 8 exons. The record is from RefSeq and is a predicted model, not a curated record. The coding region runs from base 498 to 2096 and encodes 532 amino acids. Gene Ontology annotation, molecular function: zinc ion binding. NCBI's taxonomy places the organism in Eukaryota, Metazoa, Arthropoda, Insecta, Diptera, Culicidae.